Messenger RNA from Talaromyces amestolkiae, 351 nucleotides. RefSeq lists its product as uncharacterized. The coding region runs from base 1 to 351 and encodes 116 amino acids. The transcript has a single exon. NCBI's taxonomy places the organism in Eukaryota, Fungi, Ascomycota, Eurotiomycetes, Eurotiales, Trichocomaceae. The record is from RefSeq and is a predicted model, not a curated record.
AUGACAUGGCCCGACAAAAUCACCGUCUACCACCGACUCACCCAAAAUCCCUCCGAUACUCUGAACAAAUCAUACUUCCAGCAAGAAGCUUUGAUCCUGUCGGAAUACAAACAGCGUCCAGCCGCACGAGUCAUCGAGCAGAAUUACCUAUACGACUACACACAACUUCGCAAAACGAAUACUCCGCCGGAAUUCAUUCUGCGACAGUUCCAAGAGACAUGGGCGCUGCAAGAAGAGAGUAAAAAGCAAUGGCAGCAGCAAGUUGCGAAUAUCGAGAAUGAGGUGCGCAGGUUGGAGUUGGAGAGUUGGGAUAAUCCGGAUGCCGUUGAAGAUAUGGGGUCUGCUGGAUAG